Zingiber officinale is the source of this 958-nucleotide messenger RNA. Its product is annotated as ESCRT-related protein CHMP1. The record is from RefSeq and is a predicted model, not a curated record. Gene Ontology annotation, biological process: late endosome to vacuole transport; protein transport; endosome transport via multivesicular body sorting pathway. The transcript has 2 exons. Lineage: Eukaryota; Viridiplantae; Streptophyta; Magnoliopsida; Zingiberales; Zingiberaceae. Bases 186 to 800 code for a protein of 204 amino acids. Gene Ontology annotation, cellular component: multivesicular body; ESCRT III complex.
UGAGGCUCUGCAUUGAUGGUUGUCGAGGACGACUUGAGGCACGAACGAGAGAUCAAAGCCUUUAACAACUUAUUGGGCCACUAUAUUAGGCCUCAAUAAAGCCCAAAUAAAGUCGUUAACAAUAGGAAUUCCUUUUCUCCGUCUCCGGCCAUCUUCGCUAGCCCUAAGCCGCCUUCGUCGGCGCCAUGGGGAACACGGAGAAGCUGAUGAACCAGAUCUUUGAGCUCAAGUUCACCUCCAAGAGUCUGCAGAGGCAGGCGCGCAAGUGCGAGAAGGAGGAGAAGUCCGAGAAGCUCAAGGUGAAGAAGGCGAUCGAGAAGGGGAACAUGGACGGCGCCAGGAUCUACGCGGAGAAUGCCAUCCGGAAGCGCACGGAGCAGAUGAAUUACCUCCGACUCUCAUCCCGGCUUGACGCCGUGGUCGCACGGCUCGAUACGCAGGCCAAGAUGCAGGUCAUCGGGAAGUCGAUGGGGUCGAUCGUCAAGGCGCUUGACUCCUCCCUUGCCUCCGGAAACCUACAGAAGAUGUCCGAGACCAUGGACCAGUUCGAGCGCCAGUUCGUCAACAUGGAGGUCCAGGCUGAGUUCAUGGAGGGCGCCAUGGCUGGCUCUACCAGUCUCUCCACUCCCGAGUCAGAGGUCAACAGCCUCAUGCAGCAGGUUGCUGAUGACUACGGUCUUGAGGUUUCCGUAGGUCUCCCUCAAGCUGCGUCGCAUGCCAUCCCUUCUGCCAAGGAGAAGGAACCGGUGAAUGAGGACGAUCUUUCGAGGCGCUUGGCAGAGCUGAAGGCGAGGGGUUAGCUCCUCUCAAGGUGUCGGAGAAAUCUUGUUGAAACCACUAUAAGUGCAUCGUCUAUGCUAUUAUUCUUGGUGUCUGUCAAUAAUGCUUCAUAGCCGUGUAGCAUACAUGUGUAACAACAAUCAAUUAUCAAUUCCAUUACAUAUUUGAACUGGGAAAA